This is a messenger RNA of Cylas formicarius (sweet potato weevil), 2482 nucleotides long. RefSeq lists its product as uncharacterized. The record is from RefSeq and is a predicted model, not a curated record. Gene Ontology annotation, molecular function: zinc ion binding. Bases 71 to 2173 code for a protein of 700 amino acids. Lineage: Eukaryota; Metazoa; Arthropoda; Insecta; Coleoptera; Brentidae. The transcript has 2 exons.
UUCGUUUACGCUUAUACCUGACUUCGGUUUAUGGUUUCGUUGUUACAUAUUGGCAAAAGUGGCGGCAAAAAUGGACGAAGUAAUGGAAAAAGUUGGAUAUCCCGUUAAGAAAUUCAAAACAAAUUGUUUUCUACUGGGAGUGUCAACCAAAGAAGACAUUGAGAAAGUAGUGAGCAGCAUCCAAGAAACGACCAAGGUGACGUGGUCGGUGCGUUGCACGCGAAAAUUCUAUUCGGAAAAGUCGAGGACGUCGUUCAAACGGAUCUACUCGUGCCACUUAUCGACGCGCAGGAGAAAAACGACGCAGAAAUUGAAACAGAAAAAAUCGCGGAACCUCGACUGUCCUGCGCAGCUCUUCGUCACGGUCAAGAAAUUUUUCGAGCACUCCAAAUCGAAAAAACCGGCUCAAGACAAGUACCCGUGCGUUAUGGAGUUCCGCAACGAACACAACCAUGAGAUAGACGACGAGAACGCGUUACGUCAGAGACCGGUGGGCGGAGAUGUGAAACAAGACAUAAUAGCGUUGCUGAAAAAAGGCCACUCGGUGGCGUCCGCGUACCACACGUACUACACGAUCAAAGUCGAAGAAUUCGGAGACGAGCACGCGAGUAAGAUGCGAGACCGCCAUUUUUUCCCCACGAAAAACGACGUUGGUACCAUUUGGAAGAUGAACGACAUGAAAAACAAGUUCGACGAAUGUUUCGCGUCGUUCGCGAACACAUUGACGAACCUCGAAUCCAUAUUGCGAGGAUAUGACUCAGCUAAUUAUAAAAUAGUUACUGCGGGCGAUCAGUACGCGGUAGUACUGCAAACUCCUCUCAUGAUCAGAGCGCUGAAACAAAUGUCGGAGGUUCUGUUCGUGGACGCGUCGGGAUGCUGCGACGUCAAAGACCAUAAAAUUUACUUUUUCCUGACGCUCGCGUCAGUAGGAUGCCUGCCGAUCGCCUGCGUCAUUUGCAGCAGUUCGAAAUUAGACGUGUUCAAUGAAGGAGUGAAAAGUUUACUCAACUUUUUACACUUAAGGCCCACUAUCGUGCUGACCGACGAAGACAUCCUUGAACAAAACGUACUGCAACGUUACUUCCCGUAUUCGAAAAUGUUGCUGAGUUCGUACCACGUCCUGCGAUCCUGCUGGAGGUUCUUGCACUGGACCAAACACGAAAUCCCGAAGAGUCAGAAACAGCACUACUACCAAUUGUUCAGAGACUUGGUCUAUGCUGAUAAUGAAGCAUCACUGAGUCACGCUAAGCAAGCGCUGUCCGUCGGAUGCCAGGACCAGCCCAAGUUUAUCCAAUACGUGGAGAAAAUGGUCGCCAACAUUGACACAUGGUGCUUACUUUACCGGCAGUACUUUAUGCUCCAAGACUCGCACUCGCUGAACUACAACGAAGCGGAAGCGAUGUUUCGGACGUUCAGACUCAUCAAGGACGUCGUGUUGGAGCGGACCAAGCUGUUUAACGUUACCCAACUGGCCGACUUUAUGUGUUCGAGUUUCGAGGCGUAUUACUCAAACAGGCUUCUCGAAAUUGUCACCAAUAAACGAAGUCGCAUCAUCGAUGAACGUUACAUGUCCAAUCAGAGCACUGAUUUGGACUGCGAAGAUAUCGGCAACCACCAGUAUGUCUUCAAGAGCACCAAGACGGUACCCGAGCAGUAUUACAAAGUCGACAUGGUUACCAACAUUUGCACGUGCCCUAUCGGCAGUACUGGUAAACAUUGCGAGCACCAAUCUGUAGUCAUAUCGAAAUUUAAUAUUCUCUCGCCGAUGUUAACUCUUGAACAGAAGUGUGCGUACUAUUACGUCGCGGUGGGAGUAGUGAAGAACAAAAACCUGUUUCUUCCAGUGCCAGAAACGGAUAACGCUGACGAUUACACCAUCUGUAGUCCUGAUUAUGAUAAUUUCAGUGAGGAAUUGGACAUCAAACGCGAUCUAGAGUCGACCAAAAACAAAUGGAUAUCUUACUGCAACCAAAUCAUUCAGCACAUGCAGAAGGAUCCAGAGAAAUUUGUUCCGGCGGUUAACACACAUCUCAAUAAUGUUAAGAGAUACGCCACGUCGGUACCUCUUCUGUUAAAGGGUUUAUAUGCCGGGUUUCCAUACAAGGGUGACACUAUCGAUUUACCGCCACUAGUGGGUAUUAGAAACAGGACCGCUAAACCGGAUAAUCACUGAACACUUGGUUGCUCAAGAGUCCAAAAGUGCUGAGGCUUCGAGGAAUCGAAGUUCUACCUGUCACCUUGAAAGCUGUGAUAAGAAUCUCGCAUUGGGAUAUGUUUUAAUGACAAAAUAACGAGUACUUCGUAUUUUGUGAAUGGCUUGUCAGGUCUCCUCCAUGAAUCUUUAACAACCUCUGUGCUAGCUGAUCAUACUUUCCAAGUGCAAGUUACCGUUUUUAGUAAGGUAACAACCAAUCCUAAUUAUUCACGUUAUAUUGAAACAAGAGAAUGAAUACCUAGAAAUAAUGGAAGUAAAACCAUCAAA